CUCGCGAGUCACACGUAAAUCAAACAGGACAGAACGACCAUAAUUCCCGGUGAUGACAGUGACGUGCUGCUGUUGACAAGCCUUCAAAACUUGAACCUCCGUACGAGUCGCUCUGUGUUUCACUGUCGCUCGAGGUACAUACAAGAGCAAACAUGAAGUCUUCCAUCACUCUAUUUCCCAUUUCUCGAUUCUGUCCAACACCUAGGACAUGGAUGCAGAGCCGGCAGCUCGCCUCGUUGGCGAAUCCCACGACAUUUUCCGCAGAAACCCCGUCAACACAGAUCCAAUCCUGGCGGGACACGUCCAAGUAUGAACGGGAAGAGAAAUACUGGACGAAGAUUCCCGCAUGGAGGAACACCUUGGUCACCGAGUUCCUGGGUCAUUCAUGGCAAGCAAGUCUCGGGCUCAGGUACUCUCCUCACGGACACACAAUUGACAUGAACAUGUGAGCAGAUGUCUCAUACCCUGCAGAGACCGGAUGCGC
Messenger RNA from Dissoconium aciculare CBS 342.82, 484 nucleotides. RefSeq lists its product as uncharacterized. The transcript has a single exon. The record is from RefSeq and is a predicted model, not a curated record. NCBI's taxonomy places the organism in Eukaryota, Fungi, Ascomycota, Dothideomycetes, Mycosphaerellales, Dissoconiaceae. The coding region runs from base 153 to 449 and encodes 98 amino acids.